This is a messenger RNA of Stylophora pistillata, 2764 nucleotides long. Its product is annotated as ubiquitin thioesterase OTUB1. Gene Ontology annotation, cellular component: nucleus. Gene Ontology annotation, biological process: protein K48-linked deubiquitination; DNA integration. Lineage: Eukaryota; Metazoa; Cnidaria; Anthozoa; Scleractinia; Pocilloporidae. The record is from RefSeq and is a predicted model, not a curated record. Gene Ontology annotation, molecular function: cysteine-type deubiquitinase activity; nucleic acid binding; ubiquitin binding.
GAAAGAUCCAUUGAGACUACCGCAACUAAUUCCCCUUUAUCGAGCAUAGCCCUCCAGUCCUCAAUUAACUUUAGCAGCGCCGUCUCGCAACUGUAGAACUUUCUGUAAGAGCUGAUGGAAUCCGACAGCCGGAAUCGCUUGAUAAAAGUCUCCCAGCUGUGCUAUUAGCCGCCUCUCAUAUAUAUUGUUGAGUACAGCUGUUUCUUUCUUGGUGAUGAUAUGACCAGCUUACGGUAAUUUGCGAAACGAAACGAAACGAUACGAAGCGAAACGAAGCGAAACAAGGUUCGCAGACAAUUUCUUUAGGCGCUCUGCUCCCGAAAAUUGUCUUGCUAGAUAAAGCAAAGACAGGCUUACAGACGCGACAAGAAAUUAUUCCCUCUCUUCGAAAACUGUCCUCGCUAGAUGCCUUGUGUUAUAUCCGGGUACCCAUGGAUAUUGCAGGCUUGGCUGCUAAGCCGAACGACGUUUUGCCAGCCAGUCCAGCAACAGUCAGAUAAGUCUAACCCUGAAUAUGUUUGGUAUACUACUAAUAAUGAGGGGCUGGGUGUUGAAACUGAUGUUGAAAUCAAUGGUAAACUUGUUCAAAUGAUGAUUGACACUGGCUGUGCUAAAACCUUGAUCCCGAAACAGUGGUUUAGAAACAACCUGAACAUUCCUCUUAACCCAACCAAUGUCAAGUUCUCAGCUUUUGGUGGAGGAGACCUCAAGUGUUUAGGAGUAUUUGAUGCUAAACUGAGAUGCAAUAAGAUGGAAGUAAUGGAGCCAGUGUAUGUGAUCGAUGUGGAAGGUCCCCCCCUGUUGGGAAGAAGCGCCCUGUCCACCCUCAACCUUGUAAAAAUCCAUGCAGUAGGGGAGAGCCCAACCAAGGCGAGGGAGAAGAUCUAUCAGGAGUAUGAAAAUCUCUUCAAGGAAGAGCUCGGAGACUUUAAGAAUUAUGAGUACAAAAUUAAAAUCAAUUCAGAUGUCCCUCCCAAGGUACAAAAACAAAGGCCAGUCCCAGCACCCUUAGAGGAGAGAUUGAAACAAGAAAUAGAGCGAAUGAUCCAAGAAGAUGUGAUUGAAGAAGCGGCAGGAGCAUCGUGGAUAUCACCUGUGCAGAUUGUCUACAAGGAGAAUGGAGAAUUGAGAGUGUGCGUUGAUCUCAGGGAAGCUAAUAAAGCAGUGAUAAGAGAGCGGUUUCCAAUUCCUAGAAUCCAAGACCUGUUACGGCAACUGAGUGGGGCUCGGAUGUUUUCGACUCUGGAUCUAAGGAAAGCAUGUUGGCAGGUUCGCCUAGCGGAAUAAUCGAGAGAAAUUACAUCGUUCAUAGCCGCAGGUGAAGUGUAUCAGUUCAAAAGGCUGCCCUUCAGACUUGCGUCAGCACCAGAGGUGUACCAAAGGGUCAUGAGCAUAGUGUGUGAAGGCUUAUCAGGUGUGCUUAGCUACUUUGAUGAUGUUGUGGUGUAUGGGUAAACACCAGAAGAACACUGGAAGAAUCUUCGUGCAGUUAUGGAUAAACUUCAAGACUGUGGCCUUCGUCUCAAUGCAGACAAGUGUGCCUUGGGCAUGUUUGAGCUGAAAUUUCAAGGACACGUCAUCUCUGCUGAGGGCAUUAAGCCUGACCCUGACAAGGUAAAAGCCAUUGCAGAUGCACCAUUACCUUAAAACCAAGCUGAACUGAGAUCAUUUAUGGGAAGUAUUAGAUACCUUACACAGUUUGUUUCCAACCUUGCAACAGUGAUCACUCCCUUACGAUAUCUUACGCAGAAGGGUGGGGUGUGGAAAUGGAGUACAACAGAAUCCAAUGCCUUUGAGGAAGUUAAAGAGCUUCUGAUUAAAGCACCAUGCCUUGCACACUACUCAUUGGAAGCCGAGACCAAACUUGUAGUAGAUGCCAGCCCAGUCGGUCUGGGGUGUGUCUUGCUGCAAAAUGUUGGCAGCCCAUACCCAUAUCAUAUACGUCCAGAAGUCUAACUGCUACAGAGAAGAGAUAUUAACAGAUCGAACGAGGGACAAUGGCUGUGCUGUUCGAAUUGCAGAAGAUGCAUUCCUACAUUUAUGGUCGCCACGUUGUCGUCUCGACUGAUCAUAAACCACUGCUUGGCGUAUUCAAUCAAUUCGCCUUGAACGGAUUGCUUUGAGAUGUCAGGACUAUGACUUCACACUCACUAAUGAACCUGGAUCUGAGAACAUUGCAGAUGGACUGUCAAGGUCACCUUUGAACACUACUGUUACAGAAACAAGUUUUGUUGAGGAGCAUGUACACUUUGUCAAAACUGCUGAUGCUUUGCUCUGAAUUGAUGAAAUAAAAGAGGCUAGAGAGUCUGACCCUGAAUUACUAGAGGUGGUGAACGUACUUGAUGGAACCCAGAACCUGGUAGAUAAUAAAUGGAAACAUUUUAAAGAUGAACUGAGCUUUGCACAGGGCCUACCGAUGGUGAGGUCGACGAAUUUAUGUUCCUGAGAAGUUCAGAAAAAAAAGGCAUUGACCUUGGCACAUGAGGCUCAUCAAAGUAUUGUGCCCUGCAAGCAACGCUUUCGUAGAAUCCUGUUCUGGCCGGGGAUGGACUCUGACGUUGAAGACUUCUGCCGAAAUUGCGAGACAUGUGUGCGCCUUCAGCCACUACGACGAGACACACCUAAUACAGCAACUCCUCUUCCCGAUUACUGCUGUGAGAAGUGUGCCCUUGACCUGAAGUAAAUGGCCCGAGGCGUAUUACAAGUGAGAGUAUAGUCACUACACUUGCAGAUAUAUUUGCACGAUUUGGAAAUCCAAAAGUUC